AUGCCCCCAGCCCACGCCCGGCGCUGCCGCCCGGCCGGGCUCCCCGCGGGCUCCGCCGGGGCAGCCGUCCCGUCCUACCGGUUGCCCCGGUGCAGGGCUGCGGCCGGGACGCCGGGCCCUGCCUGGGUGCGGCUCGUUACCCGCACGGCAGGAAUUAGCCGGGCUCGGGCGCCGGCCCCGCUCCCUCCGCCCUGCCGACGCACCUUAAAUCCCGGCCCGCCGCACCCGGGCCCAGACCAGGCUACCAUGGAGCUGUCGCCCAGCCUUCUCCUCCUCCUCCUCGCAGCCCUGCUACCCCUCGCCGCAUGGUCUGGCCCGACCGCCCGCCCAGCUGGAAAACAGGAGCGGGGGACGGUCAAGCCCGGGUAUUGCUACCACAACGCGGAGGUGGAGGACCUGCUGGCCGAGGACUGCGGCUCUUGCCGCACGGACACCUCUAGUCCCCACUGCACCGGCGAUGCCAGCUGUCCUGGUGCCACCAAGUGCUGCCCCAGCAAGUGUGGCUACACGUGCCAGGACCCGGUGAUGGCUCAGCUCAAGCCCCUUGGCUGUGCAGAUUUCUGCUACUUGCCCUCUGUCUGUGGGAACUGCAAGGCACUUUUCCGCCGCUUCUUCUUCAACACCACCAGCCAUCAGUGUGAGGAGUUCAUCUACGGUGGCUGCGGUGGCAACAGGAACAACUUCAAGACUGAGAGCGAGUGCUUCCAGGCCUGCUCCCACGCCGUUCCAGGUGCUGGAUAGUGCCAGCCCAGUGAGUGCUGCGGCCUCUGCACGGCCCCUGCCUCGGGGAAGCUGCUGCUGGCGGCCACAUCCCUGUCCUCACAGGGAGCCAUCCCCAUGUGGCUGGCAGUGACGGGCACUGCUGCUGGGGAUGGCUGUACUGGGGGCCGUGCCCUGCCCGGGGACACUCACCGGCCCGAGGGCAGUGACAUGCACUCAUGGUGCCUGGCCAGAGGAGCCCAGCCCUGCCCUGGGACUGUGACAUUCAAUACAAGGACGGGUCCUUGGA
Columba livia (rock pigeon) is the source of this 1009-nucleotide messenger RNA. RefSeq names its product serine peptidase inhibitor, Kunitz type 4 (gene SPINT4). The record is from RefSeq and is a predicted model, not a curated record. Lineage: Eukaryota; Metazoa; Chordata; Aves; Columbiformes; Columbidae. Gene Ontology annotation, molecular function: serine-type endopeptidase inhibitor activity. The transcript has 4 exons. Gene Ontology annotation, cellular component: extracellular region. Bases 1 to 741 code for a protein of 246 amino acids.